Molecule: messenger RNA, 1517 nt
Organism: Exophiala xenobiotica
Lineage: Eukaryota; Fungi; Ascomycota; Eurotiomycetes; Chaetothyriales; Herpotrichiellaceae
Exons: 2
Coding region: 1-1317 (438 amino acids)
Molecular function (GO): hydrolase activity, acting on carbon-nitrogen (but not peptide) bonds
Source: RefSeq, a predicted model, not a curated record
AUGGGACCAACAAUCAUACAUUCUGUCGUCCUCUUUGACGGCACCUCGACUCAUCCCAAUGCCACAGUCACAUUUGACCCGGAGAACGGCAUUAUAACCUCCGUAUCGACAUCUUCCAUCACCAGCUCACGAUUCCCUUCAGAUGCUACGGUCAUUGACGGCGAAGGCCACACUCUUCUGCCAGGACUCAUUGAAUCGCAUAUGCACGUCCAUGGCCUCCAUCUUCCUCCUGGGGCAGAUGAGUCUGGUCUCUUACGGGCCCCUCUGAGAUGUGGUGUUACCACGGUGUGCGAUAUGCACUCCGAUCCGGCAACCGUGAUCAAGCACCGCAAGGUUAUUGCCGAGGAGCUAGCCCAGGCCAGAAAAUCCAAUGGGACGGUGACCAUGUCCGAUCUCAAAAGCUCGCUCUAUGGAGCGACAAUCGAGGGCGGAUGGCCGAAACCUAUUGUGCUGGGCCACGAUCCUACAGAAGAGCUCAAGGCAUACGUCUCAACAUGGCCAAAUGUAACGAUUGACACUGCCGAGGACUUUGUCAAGAGCCACAAAGUACAAGGUGCGGACUACAUCAAGCUCAUGCAAGAAAACUGCUGUUCCCUUGCCAUGCCCACCGGUGCUAUUCCUGUAGCCACACUUGAGCUCCAGACCGCCGUGGUAAAAGCUGGUCACGCUGCUGGUUUGCCUGUCGUUGGUCACGCACUAAGUGUCGAUAUGACCGAAGUCGUCCUCAAAGCCGGUGCAGACGGUCUGACGCACACUUUCGUUGACCAGCCUCCACCACGGAGCAUUAUCGAUCUCUACAAGCAGAACAAUGCUUUUGUCAUCCCGACUUUGACGGUGCUGGCCAGCUUGACGGACGAGCUGCAGGACUGGCGGGACAAGUUCGCCCAAAUUGCGAGCCGGAGGAAGGUCGUGGACGACUUUACCUUGCAGAACAUGAAAGAGAGCCUGAACUCGAAAGACGCGGCAGCCAAGCUUGAGUACGCAUUCGAGACUGUGAAGAAACUCAGGCAGGAAGGUAUCGAUGUUGUCGCUGGGACUGAUGCUGUGGCGGGACUGAAAGGCACUGGAAUCGGACCCAGCUUGUGGAUGGAGAUGCUGUUGUAUAUCGAGAAAUGCGGCAUGACCGUGACCGAAGCGCUGAGUUCGGCGACGGCAGUCUCUGCGAAACGAUUUGGGUUUAGUGAUCGAGGAGUCGUUGCCGAGGGCAAGAGAGCUGAUCUCGUUCUUGUGAAAGGCAAUGUCAGUGAGAAGCUGGAUGCUCUGUGGGAAGGUGAUGGUAUUGUCGGAGUGUGGAAGCAGGGUAUCAAAGCUGCUUAGGCUCCCUCGAGUGCAUCAAUAUUGAUGCGUCAUGUUCAAGAUAUCUACUUUGUUAUGAUGGUCGGGGAGAAAGUCUGAUACCUCAAAAAUGUCUACGUUGGCGACGUCGAGGAUAUGCUUCAGGCAACUUUGGACUUCUAGGCUUGGCCAAGCUUGUGCUUACCUAGAUACCUGGACGAGUACCACCUUUUUCCCAUCUG